Oncorhynchus nerka (sockeye salmon) is the source of this 643-nucleotide messenger RNA. RefSeq lists its product as uncharacterized. The record is from RefSeq and is a predicted model, not a curated record. Gene Ontology annotation, cellular component: cell surface. The coding region runs from base 5 to 643 and encodes 212 amino acids. Lineage: Eukaryota; Metazoa; Chordata; Actinopteri; Salmoniformes; Salmonidae. Gene Ontology annotation, biological process: cell-matrix adhesion. The transcript is spliced from 4 exons.
UGGAAUGGACAGAGCUUUCACUGAAAUGACUCAGGAUAGAAGAGAAGGAAUCGCAAGAGUCCUGCUGAAAUACCUGAGGAAAUCUGUGCACCUCAUCAAUGGACCAGCUUGCAGGCAGGACAUCCACGAUGACAAUGACUGGCUUGCAAUCAACCUGGGUUCAUACUCCGAGUACACAACCUAUUCGGAUCUCAAAGACUUCAACAUCUCAGGGGUGGCAGUUCUAGACUCCCUCUCACCAAACCAGAAAGCUGAAUUGAUACUGGACCCAAGCACUGGCGCUCUGGAGAAUGAGACUCUUGUGAAGAACGUUUUCAUCAGCUUGCUGGAAUCUCCAAGGGAAGAGCAGCUCAAUGAGUUCUUUGUGACUUUUGUUGAAGUCACCAAGCAGGUCAGUACAUCACUCUCUGGCUGGAAUGGACCUUGUACAGAAAACAUCACUAUCAUCACAAACACAGCCGUAAGAGACACAAUGCUAGACCUGACCUUGAUGGCUCUUGCUCCCAAAUUCGACGUUUUUGAGCCAAAAGACUUCCAGCUGUGGUUCCAAGUCAAUCUGGUUGUUCUGCUGGCCAGCUUCCAUCCUGGCAGAUUGGUUGAUAUCCCCCUAAACAUCACCUGUGAAUCCUACAAUGCCAUGUAA